AUGGGAGAAGUCUUGACAGAACAACAUAUUGCUGACUUUCAGGAAGCCUUCUAUCUGCUUGACAAAGAUGGAGAUGGUUGCAUAACGAUUGAUGAAUUGGCAACUGCCAUAAAAUCUUUGGACCAAAAUCCUACAGAAGAAGAACUGCAACGCAUGAUUAGUGAAGUAGAUGUUGAUGGAAAUGGAACCAUAGAGUUUGGCGAGUUCUUGAAUCUCAUGGCAAGGAAAAUGAAGGAACAUGAGGCGGAAGAAGAACUGAGAGAAGCUUUCAGAGUGUUUGACAAGGAUCAAGAUGGCUACAUUUCACCUACUGAGUUGAGGCAUGUGAUGAUAAAUCUUGGGGAGAAAUUGAAAGAUGAAGAGCUAGAGCAAAUGAUCAGAGAAGCUGAUUUGGAUGGAGAUGGUCUCGUUAAUUACGAGGAGUUCGUGAGAAUGAUGUUGGUUGUUUGA
This is a messenger RNA of Morus notabilis, 450 nucleotides long. Its product is annotated as calmodulin-like protein 11. Gene Ontology annotation, molecular function: enzyme regulator activity; calcium ion binding. The transcript is spliced from 4 exons. Lineage: Eukaryota; Viridiplantae; Streptophyta; Magnoliopsida; Rosales; Moraceae. Bases 1 to 450 code for a protein of 149 amino acids. The record is from RefSeq and is a predicted model, not a curated record.